AAAAGAUCAUAUGGGCUCAAAAUGACGUAAUUGCAGCUUGUCAUCCGAAAGCACAAUGUAAACAUUAUGUAAACAAGAGAAAACUCAAAAAAAUUUUCUUUUGUAUAAUAAUAAUAAAUAUCUCUCAAGUUAGCUCAAUUUAAAUGAGAAUCAAUCUACGUUACUAAGCUACAAGAUACAAGCUAUGCUUGACUGUUCUGAAUAAUAUUUUAGUUCUUUAAAAAUAUAAUAUUUCAUAAAAUGCAAAUGAUGUGCUCGAGAUAUUUUGCGAUAUUCUUAAUGAUUAUUAGUUUUUGUAAUGUAAUUAGUGCAAUCGAUCAUUCACUAAUCGAUUCACUUAGUUCGAAACCGACUCCUUUGAUUAAAUCACAUGAAAAAGUCUUAAAUAUGUCUCUGAAAAGUUUUUACAAUGAAGAGGAACAUGAGCAUAUUUUUCCUGCUCCCUCACCAAACUGUUCAUGGGCAUUCGGUAAUUUUUCUGAGGCUGUAGUAAAUUUCACCCGUUGUGCUCUGGAACAUGCAAGACCUGUUCGCGUUUGUUAUCAAUGUGGAAAUGCAUACAAUGUUUCAGUUGCCAAAUAUAAUAAUUUAAGAAAGCAAGGGGAAGAAUGUGAGGAAAUUUUCUUCAGUAGUGACCAGAUUGCUAUUGUGGAUGUUUUAUAUAGCAAUGUGAAUCAGUUAUGGUCAAAUAAUUAUUGCCAAAAUUGCUAUCUUGACCCAAACCUUACCAAAGGUUUCUUCAAUAUAUCGAAGGCUUUUAUGGAUUGUGUUCAUAAAAAUAGAACUGGCUUCUUACCUGCUAAUACUACAUGUACUGACUGCCAUAGCCUAUACGCUGACCUUAGCAACAAAUACGGCCUCUUUGUUUUAUCCCCAGGAGACUAUGGCAAAAUCUGCAUGGAUGUGGUUGAUACAAUGAAUCUAACACGAAGAAUAUGGAAACUUUAUAAUUGUCUCCCUCCUUUUGACUACAACUUAGGAUAUCCGAACAUAAUUGUUGCAUUAGCUAUAGGAGUAACUCCUGUACUAUUUUAUCUACUUGCUAAAAAUAUUUCCAUCAUUGAAGAUGUGAAAAUUGUUCGUCCUAAAAGAAAAUUUACUCCAGCUGUUUCCACAAUUCAGCCACUAAAGGAAUAAAUAUGUCGUCAUUUCAUAGACAUUUUCUUUUGAGUUUAUCACUGUGAUAAAUAAAAGCAUCAAAUGCUUAUAGAAGUCUACAUAACGAAGAACUGUUGAUGUAGACUUACCGAUUUAUUUUCAGAAUACUGUCCUUUUAUUUUUCAUGUAUAUUGUGACUACUUAUUUUUAAGUAUUAUUAUCAUACAUGACAAUUAUUUUAAAAAUUCUCAUGUCUUGAAGCAUCUGUGUAUUUUUACUUUCAUUACUAUGUGAUAAUUUUUUUUUCUUUGAGGUAAAAUUUUCUAUUUACCUCUUACUUACAAUCAUUUGCUUAUGUAUUUUCUAAAAUUUAACAACAAGUUAGUAUAUAUGUACUAAUUGCUUGCAUGCAAUAAGGUAAUCAAAAAUAUUUUCAUGUAAAACAUUUUCAUGUGUUUUUUUGAUAUUAUUAUAAUGAAAAACAAUAUCAACAUCAUUUGAAUGUUAUAGCUAUGGGCAAUUGAGUGUGAUUCCACAAAAUAUUUAGCAUGUUGGCACUUGACUAGAUCCUUUAUCCUGAUGAAUAAAGCAUAGUUUGAGAUAUAGGGCAAAAUUAAGGGUCACUGCUGGUCAUGGGGCAACUAAAGGUAACAAAUGGAGAUAAUAAAAUUAAAAUAAAUUUCACCCGAUCCCCACUUUUUCGUCAAGUCCCGUGUUCAUUUUAUUAUUAUUACUAUUUUUUAUAAAUAAGUAAUUAUUAUGUAUAUUUUAUAAUAGUAAUAAUGAUUACUAAUUUAAUAUUAUUUAUGUAUGUCAAC
Parasteatoda tepidariorum (common house spider) is the source of this 1916-nucleotide messenger RNA. Its product is annotated as osteopetrosis-associated transmembrane protein 1. The record is from RefSeq and is a predicted model, not a curated record. Gene Ontology annotation, cellular component: cytosol. NCBI's taxonomy places the organism in Eukaryota, Metazoa, Arthropoda, Arachnida, Araneae, Theridiidae.